GCUGCCGCCGAGAGGUGGGUGACCGGCCUUGCCUGACUUGAGUGGCCGGCGCAAUCAGACUUCCGUAUCCAUUUCUAAGAGAGAAGAUUAUAAAUGCCAGAGCCAUUUAACUGAUGGUUAGCUGUUGAAUUCUGACACUUCCUUACAUAUCUUCUUGCACCAACAUCUUCACUGGGAAGAGUUCAGGAAAAGUAGCAGAGGGAAGGAGAGACAACACUUACAUGUACCAUGGCUAUACCAAUAACAGUGCUUGACUGUGAUCUCUUGCUAUAUGGCCGAGGUCACCGGACACUGGACCGCUUUAAGCUGGAUGAUGUGACCGAUGAAUACUUGAUGUCCAUGUAUGGGUUUCCUCGACAGUUCAUUUAUUACUUGGUGGAGCUCUUGGGGGCAAGUCUUUCUAGACCUACUCAGAGAUCCAGGGCUAUUAGCCCAGAGACACAGAUCCUUGCAGCACUGGGCUUUUAUACCUCAGGUUCUUUCCAGACUAGAAUGGGAGAUGCUAUUGGUAUCAGUCAGGCAUCUAUGAGUCGAUGUGUUGCCAAUGUCACGGAAGCACUUGUGGAAAGAGCCUCGCAGUUCAUUCACUUUCCAGCUGAUGAAGCCUCCAUGCAGGCUCUGAAGGAUGAAUUCUAUGGGUUGGCAGGGAUGCCAGGGGUGAUAGGAGUGGUUGACUGUAUCCAUGUGGCAAUCAAGGCACCAAAUGCUGAAGACCUCUCCUAUGUGAACCGCAAAGGUCUGCAUUCUUUAAAUUGCCUGAUGGUGUGUGACAUCAGAGGGGCACUGAUGACCGUGGAGACAAACUGGCCAGGUAGCCUACAGGACUAUGCUGUGCUGCAGCAGUCUUCUCUCAGAAGUCAGUUUGAAGCUGGAAUGCACAAAGAUAGCUGGCUUCUUGGAGACAGUUCCUUCUUUCUCCGUACCUGGCUCAUGACCCCACUUCACAUUCCUGAAACUCCAGCCGAAUAUCGCUAUAAUAUGGCCCAUUCUGCAACUCACAGUGUGAUUGAGAAGACUUUCCGAACCCUCUGCUCCCGAUUCCGCUGCCUGGAUGGAUCCAAGGGCGCUCUGCAGUACUCACCCGAGAAGUCCAGCCACAUCAUCUUGGCUUGUUGUGUCCUCCACAACAUCUCCUUGGAGCAUGGGAUGGAUGUUUGGUCCUCUCCAAUGACAGGACCCAUGGAACAGCCUCCUGAGGAAGAAUAUGAGCACAUGGAGUCCCUGGACCUAGAGGCUGACCGCAUGCGUCAGGAGCUGAUGCUCACUCAUUUUAGCUAAUGUGAAGGUGGGGAGGAGGGAAACUUUCGGAAGGAGUCGUGACAAACUUUCCCCCUCCACCACCCCCUACACAGUUCCAUCAUCUAGCGUGAUUGAGUGUGUGGACACUUGUCACAAACUGACAUUUAAUCUGUGUGUUUUAGAAGGGUUGGGGCUGUGCCAGAAUAUCUUGAUUCAUUUGCAAAUUUAUUAACUAAACCAAAACCAAGACAAGAAUUCCCUAUUAUCUGUUGAACUCCAGGCUGAGCGCUACUCAUUGGAAAGCUCACUGGUUGCAGACAUUUAUGAUUGUGCCUAUAAAAUCAAAGCAAAGGGGAAAAUGGCAUCUAGCCAGAACACUUUUUGUUUCAAUUAUCUAGAGAUUUCAAAUGAAAAUAAUAUUUGUUUGUCCUGAAUUAUUUGGAUAGUAUUUUAGCUUUUCUACUGUGCUGCCUAUGUAGGCAUAAUCUGAGGCAAGUGUAAAGAGUA
Molecule: messenger RNA, 1746 nt
Organism: Ceratotherium simum simum (southern white rhinoceros)
Lineage: Eukaryota; Metazoa; Chordata; Mammalia; Perissodactyla; Rhinocerotidae
Gene: HARBI1
Product: harbinger transposase derived 1
Source: RefSeq, a predicted model, not a curated record